Messenger RNA from Monomorium pharaonis (pharaoh ant), 4430 nucleotides. RefSeq lists its product as uncharacterized. Bases 719 to 3280 code for a protein of 853 amino acids. The transcript is spliced from 12 exons. The record is from RefSeq and is a predicted model, not a curated record. Gene Ontology annotation, cellular component: nucleus. NCBI's taxonomy places the organism in Eukaryota, Metazoa, Arthropoda, Insecta, Hymenoptera, Formicidae.
CGAGCUCGUUGCGCGUGAUCGGGGACACCGCACAAACGUGCGGCACCGUCGCCCGCGGUCACUCAGUCGCGAAAAUACAAAUGCGAGAUCUUAUCGACCUUUUUCCUCUCCUCCCCCUCCCUCCCCCCUCCCGUGGUCUCCUCGUAGUUUCCGCUCCCCGCGGAGUAUCCCGCGCAAUGGACACCGUCAUGCUGCUCGGGCGCGUCGGGUGCGACGCGGUCGAUUGGCGUUGACGUCGACACCCAUCUCCGUCGAUGUGGACCGACUUUGAUCUCCCGGGUUUAAACUUGCUCUGUUAUUUUUCCAGCUCUAAGAAUCUGAAACGAAUCGAGGAGUGAAGCGGAUUUUCCAAGACAAUCUAUAAUAUUGCACAACAAUGUUCUCUUGAAAAAUUUGAAUUAACUUUGAAAUUAACUCAAUACAGCCUUCAGACUAUCGAUAAUAUUCAUUAUUGUGAAUGUUGAGGCCCAGUUUUGCGAUUUAAUUGGAUUUUAAUUAACUAUAUUUUAAUUUUAUAAAAUUCUAUUGGUGCAUGUUUUAUAUAAGACAAAUUCUCCUCUAUUGAACAUGAUUAUUUAAACUCCAGUUAAACUAGGUUGUAAAAUUGGACUCGACGGAAACACUUAAAUUGAACCAGGAUCAGAGACCUUGACGCUGUAUCCACUACAGCCCCCCUUUCUCUUUCUCUCUCUGUCUCGCUCAUCGAUAAGUUGCAACCAUGAGCUAUGGUUACAACAAAUACAGUUCCACCAUGAGUUCUCGCGGUCGCGGAUUUAGUUCUCGCGGAGGGGGUUCUUACAGGGGUCGAGGUGGUGGAGGAAACGAGUGGAACGGGUCGGCAGGAGGGAAUGUAUCCAGAGGUGGCUACUCGUCUUCCAGAGGUGGCAGAUUUAAAUAUUCAACGACGAGCUACGACUCCAGAUCAAAAUACAAUUCAGGGUCGGAAAGAUAUUCAAGUAGAGGCGGUCGUGGUGAACACUCAAACAGUUAUAAAAGACCUCGUGAUUCGUAUUCCGCUAGAGAUGAUCAUCGAUCUUCCAGUGAAUCGCGUAAAAGGAUGAGAAGCGAUUCUUAUCAGGGUGGAGGUAGCGGUAGCGGCUCACAGAGGUAUUCGUCGUACGGUUCGUCUGCGUCAGCGCCCUAUGACGAUAAUAAGGGAUCGUCAUCGUCCGCCGUAUACGAGGACAAGAGACAGAGCGAGCGCGCAUCGUCGUACCACCGUUCCGAGGACCGUCACUCCGCCUCGCGGAGCUACGCGCCCCCGCCGCCACCUCGGAUUAGCGAAAUGGCACCACCACAGACUCAGAGGUAUACCUCGAGUCGCGGAAGAAUAUCGCAUCAGAACUCGAAUUACCGAGGCCGCAUUUCGACCCGCGGCGCCGGCGGUCGAGGUGGCGCGUUCCACCGUGUGAGCUCUCGAUCGGACGUCCUCCUGGCUCGCAAGCGUACUCUGCAUCUGCACUCGCUCGACUAUCGUCGAAAGCUGCUAGGUUCGCGCUCGCGCGACUACAUCCAGCGUGUGCGCAUGACCACUACCAAACUACGCAGGAGUAGCGGUACUACUAGGCUAGCCGGAAGUAAAAAGGACUCGGGAUCCGGAACCAGCGUGAAGGACAAGGAUAGAGAGAUGGCCAAAGCCAUUAAUGCGGAAUUUUCUGAUGACGAUGACGACGAUGACGAUAAUAAGAGUAAUUGGGACGACGAGGAAAAGCCGCACGAACGCGAUGAAGAAGAGGACGUGGAAGAGGAUGAGAAAAAGAAGAAAAAAGAGGACAAACGUAAGAAGGAAAAACAAGAUAGAGAAAGGCAACACUCUGAAGAUGAGGAAGAAAAAGAUGAUGAUAUUAAAGAGCAGGAUGAUGAUCAGAAGCGAGAAGAAGAUGAGGACAAUGAUGGUGAUGAUGAGGAGCAUGAUGAUAAUGAAAAAACGGAACGCGAUAGAAAGGCAGAUUCCGAAGAAUUGCCGAGCAGACGAGACGGUAGAAAAUUCAUAAAGUUGAAAUGUCCGCAUUGCGCCCAUCACAGCGUUACCUUCAAAGAAUAUUCGCUCCAUUUGUUCUCUGGCCGUCAUAGCGCGGCGAUGAAACGUAUCGCGGCUCGACACAAGGUGACUCUCACACGUAUGCGAGUCGUUCAACGACAGGAGCAGAGACGCAUUGAGGCUCGUGAUGCAGCACGCGGCACUCUACCCUCGCGCACCAUGUUCUGUGCCAUUUGCAAGUUGAAUUACCGUUCCUUAAAAGCUGCUCAUCAACUUUCCGAAUCUCAUCGCCAAAUGAAACGAUUUCUCACACCAUUCUGUCGCGUUUGUCGUGUCCAGUUCCGUUCGCCAAUGUUCUUUGAGACUCAUAUGUGCUCCCUGGAGCACAUUAAGAGAAAGAGUAUACUGAGAGAUAGAAUGAAUGCAAAUGGAAGCGGUGAAGCAGAGGCGGAUUCGAGCGCGCCCGAGGAAGAUGACAAGGAAGUUAACCUUGAUAAUUUUAUGACUUUGGAUUCUGUAGGUGAUGUAGAUGCAAUGUUUACAGAGGAUGAAGACUCCAAUGACAAGAAGAAAGAAAAGGCCGAAGGUGAAAGUUCGAGCGAAGCAGAAAAGAAAUCAAAAGGCAAACAAAUGAUAAAAGUCGGUGCGGAGUACAUAAAACGUGUUGAAGUACAGUACUGCGAAUUGUGCAAGGUAUAUCUACCACGCAGCGAAAAUACAGAACGAGCGGUCGCUUUACAUUGUUCUACGCGCAGUCACCUUAAACGGUACGUGCGAGAUAAUGAUGACAAAGCGCUAAGACGUCAAGCGGAAAGAAUACAUCUACAGACAUCUACGAAUGUGAAUUCUAGCAAUUCCACCGCGACUAACAAUACAUCGGACAACGCGAAGACUUCUCCAGUCAAUUCCGAGCCACAAAUAUCUGUUACACCAGUGUCCACCGCUGCUGAUAACAAUGGCGGCACAGAGUAUAUUAAAAUUGAAGAAGAAAAGUCUAGUAGUUUAGAAUCUGAGAAAAACGUGAAAGACAGUAAGAAUAAUCAGGGGGAUGAAGACGACGACGAUUAUCGUGCGCAUGGUAGCGAUAAAAUAAUUUGGGAUGACGUUGACAAAGAUUUAGGUGACAUUUUAAGAGAAAGCGAGGCAGGGGCCUCAAAGUCGAGCGACGAUGAGGAUUCGCGUUACGAUCGUUUUCGCAAUUCGGAAAAAAAACUGGCCGGAAAAGAUAAAGAAAACGAGAAGAACGAAAUUCUCGAAGAUAAGAGCGGUAAUAACAAAAUUAAAGAUGUAAAAAAUUAAGCUAAAGAUAGAUACGUUGCAUUAUCGAAACUUGUCUUUUGCUGUAUAUCUUCAAUUUAUUUGAUUCAUUUCUUAUCAUUUUGGUUUCAUUUUCUCUUAAAUACAUCUCGUUCUUAGUAACUUUAUAAAAUCAUGCGAAUAUACAUUAUAUCAAAUUAUCUUUUGUCUAAUUAAAAAAAAAAUUUCUGUGCGUAGUGUACGUGCGAAAUAUUUAUUCUUUAUUACAUAUUUCAUCGUUCGUCUUUCUUCAUUGUUUGAAACCGUGUCAAUUAUAAUAUAUCUAAGGCUGAAUUCGGGGAGCGCGCUAUUUAGUUAUUGUAUUACUUUAUCUUUACCAUUUAUUCUGAGUUAUCAGUUCCUAUUUGCUCUCCAACGGCCGAUCGUGUACCAUGCUUUAGUUCGAACAAAAAUCUGACGAGCUUUUUUUCUCGGAAAAUUAGGAGCUACUUGGUUUUGCCUUUUUUCUUUGUAAGUUAUGUUAAAUAUAAUAACUAUUAAGUAUAAUUUUCUUUAAAUUAGCUUUACAAAUUUGAAAACUCUUACAUGUUUAAAAUAAGUGCUUAAAGUACACAAAAAAGAUAUCAACAUAUUUUUUAAUUUUUUUUAAACUUAAUUUGAAUAUCCCAGGAUUUAUUUUUGUGUACUUCAAUAAUACUUUAACAUGUAAAAAUUUUUAAUUCUGUAAAGCCAAUUCGAAGAAAAUUUGAAUAUGUAAUUCGGUAAUUCCACUCCAGUAUUUCCUUAACUGUAGAAAAAUAGAAAGUCAGAAAUUGGAAUUAAACCCGAAACUUUACUAGUCUACCAUGCAGCAUAAAAUCUUAUGUCGCUCUUGUUCAUUAGUUUACAAAUGUUAAACAAUGAUACAAUGACAUUAGCAUGCUCCUCGAAUAGCUCAAAUUUCGAAAUUUUCAAUUUAUGUAAUUUUAAAUGUGUAAGUAACUAUAUCAUUGAUAUAUAUGACCACAUGUUGUCGAAGGGCUAUCAGUGACAUUGUCAAAUAUAAUUAUAUAUACGCAAUACGUGAAAUAAUUAAAUAUGCAAUUUUCAGUUAUUAGCGUGAAGGAAAAUGUGUGCGCCUGAUCAAUGUGUGCAUUUCAUGUAAGCACAGGUUAUUGAUCUUAAUAAAUUCUGCACUCUCUAGGAUCAAUUA